GGGCGGCGGCCGGCUUGCGUGGCAGGCGCUCCGGCUGUGCUCGGCCUCCCUUCCCGGGAGGCGGGGUCGGCGCCGUGGCGGCGGCUGCGGAGCCAGGCCCCCUCCUCCUUCCCGGCCGGCCUCUUUGCUCGCCGCCUCACGCUCCGGGCCGCUCCGACGCCGCCGCGUCCGCGUGCUGCCAGCGCUGCCCCCGCGGGAGCCGGAGCCAGUGUCCCGGGCCGUGCGCUCCACUCGCCCCGCUCGCCCAUCCCGCCGCCACCACCGCCGCCAUGCCCUCGGCCAAACAAAGGGGCUCCAAGGGCGGCCACGGCGCCGCCAGCCCCUCGGACAAGGGCGCCCACCCGUCGGGCGGUGCGGAUGACGUGGCGAAGAAGCCGCCGGCGGCGCCGCAGCAGCCGCAGCCUCCGGCGCCGCACCCGGCGCAGCAGCACCCGCAGAAUCAGGCGCACCGGGGCGGCCACCGCGGCCGGUCCUCGGCCGCCUCCUCCACCGCCGCCGCCGCGUCCUCGGCGUCCUGCUCGCGCAGGCUUGGCCGGCUUCUCAACUUUCUCUUCUACCUCGCCCUGGUGGCGGCGGCCGCCUUCUCUGGUUGGUGUGUCCAUCAUGUCUUGGAGGAGGUCCAGCAGGUCCGGCGCGGCCACCAGGACUUCUCCCGUGAGAGGGACGAGCUGGGCCAGAGCCUGCAGGGCGUCGAGCAGAAGGUACAGUCUCUGCAAGCCACGUUUGGGACUUUUGAGUCCAUCCUGAGGAGCUCGCAGCACAAACAGGACCUCACAGAGAAAGCCGUGAAGGAAGGGGAGAGUGAGAUCAACCGUAUCAGCGAGGUCCUGCAGAAGCUGCAGAACGAGAUUCUCAAAGACCUGUCGGACGGAAUCCACGUGGUCAAGGACGCCCGAGAGCGCGACUUCACAUCCUUGGAGAACACGGUCGAGGAGCGCCUGACGGAGCUCACCAAGUCCAUCAAUGACAACAUCGCCAUCUUCACCGACGUGCAGAAGAGGGGCCAGAAGGAAAUAAAUGACGUCAAGAUGAAAGUUGCCUCCCUGGAGGAGUCUAAGGGCGAGCGCACUCAGGACCUGAAAAUUCUGGAGAAAGCCCUGAAGGAGGUACAGGCCUCUGUGAAGUCCAGGGAGAGGGACAUUGAAGCCCUGCAGAGUUCCCUUCGGACCAUGGAGUCUGAUGUCUACACAGAGGUCCGGGAGCUAGUGAGCCUCAAGCAGGAACAACAGGCGUUCAAGCAGGCGGCUGACUCAGAACGCCUGGCUUUGGAGGCCCUUACAGAGAAGCUUCUGCGGUCUGAAGAGUCCUCCUCGCGCCUCCCAGAGGACAUCAGGAGACUGGAAGGGGAGCUGCAGCAGCUGAAGGCCCAGGCCCAUGGGGCAGAGGAGGCCAUCGUCUUUAAAGACUCCAAAGCGGUGGAUGAACUCCAGAGGCAGAUUGAGGGCCUAGGUGCCAGGCUCCAGUAUGUGGAGGACGGUGUGUACUCUAUGCAGGUGGCUUCUGCACGCCACACCGAGAGUCUGGAGUCGCUCCUGUCCAAGAGCCAGGAGUAUGAGCAGCGUCUGGCUAUGCUGCAGGAGCAGCUGGAAAGCCUGGGGUCCUCCUCCGAUCUGGCUAGUACAGUGAGGAGCCUGGGGGAGGCCCAGCUGACCAUGGCCAGAGAUGUGAAGGAGCUGCAGCACAGCGUGGGCGAACUCCCCAGCACUGUGGAGUCUCUGCGAGAACAGGUGCACUCCCUGCUCAGCCAGGACCAAGCCCAGGCCACGCCUCCCCAGGACUUCCUAGACAGGCUUUCCUCCCUGGACAGCCUGAAAUCCUCUGUGAGCCAAGUGGAGUCGGACUUGAAAAUGCUCAGGACUGCCGUGGACAGUUUGGUUGCCUACUCUGUCAAAAUCGAAAGAAAUGAGAACAACUUGGAGUCGGCCAAGGGUUUGCUGGAUGACCUGAGGAAUGACCUCGAUAGGCUGUUUGUGAAAGUUGAAAAGAUUCAUGAAAAGAUCUAGAUAAACUAACUGCGUGUGCAGGGCACAGAUUUAUAGUCCGGUUUCUUACGACCAAAAACAAAACGAAAAACGAUUGUUUCCUCCCAGGCGCUCUCCCACCAGCCUGUUGCCCCCUCCCCCACGGGAAGCAGUAGACACGUGUUCUGUGCCCGGUUAAUUUAUGUGCAGUUAUUGCCAUUCACUCACCUUUGGUUCCUGAAAUCCUGUUUCUGCUUUUGGUUUGGCUUCCUAAAGGCCCAGCCCUGUGCAGAACUGGUGACUUUUAGGGGGAAUGUGUCUACUGUUAGGGAGAGGACAAUGGCUUUAACUGGGGAUUAACAGGGAACAGAUUAACCUAAAAAGAAAAAAGAAAAAAAAGAAAUCCUGUCUGGCUGACUGAUUUAUAAUAAAACACAGCAACAACAAAAAUGGGGAGGGGGGCAGGCAUUUUUCUUUAAGGAAAAUUAAUUUUACGUGUUUUUUUAAUACGCUCGGCCAGAUUUUUUAUGUCUCUUGUCUUCCACUUAGAAGUGAUAAAAACCAGCCGGGCGGUGGUGGCGCACGCCUGUAAUCCCAGCUCUCGGGAGGCAGAGGCAGGCGGAUCUCUGUGAGUUCGAGGCCAACCUGGUCUACAAGAGCUAGUUCCAGGACAGGCUCCAAAGCCACAGAGAAACCCUGUCUCGAAAAUAAAAAAAUAAAUAAAAAAAAAAAAAAGAAGUGAUAAAAACUCACAGAUGUGAGCUCUGAAGGCAAGGAGGAGAAAGCCCCCAGAGCCUUCUGCUUGAGGGUCACUCUCAGAGGUGCGGUCCCUUUCCAAUCCUGAUUCUAGCCAUAGCAAAGUAACUAUGCAAACUCAGAAGGUUCCGAACAUGAGAAACAGCACCCUGAGGCCCAGGGCCCUUCUGUUCCUGGUGACCCACCUGCGUCAGCACGUUGGGAGGGGUAACCAGGUGAGUUUGGAGUCCUAGAGGAGACACCUUUGUGUUGUGAUGUCUGAGCUGUACUUUCUCCGUGGGAGAUGGGGGCCAGAUCCUUUAUUUCAUCACAGUAUUACUGAAGAGGUCUCCGUCGCCUGACCCCAUCUGUCAGUGAGGAUCACGUCUGUUGCAUCUCUGUCAUUUUUCUUGGCGGUACCCUUGCCCCUUGGGCUGUUUUGUCUCUGGCUGCCUUGCCCUUCCCAUCCUCCCACCCCACCCCCCCCAGAAAAAAAGGAAAGAAAAAAAUUUAAAAAAAAAGAAAAAGCUGUAAAGAAAAACAAGGUUUGUUAGUUUACUGUGAAAUGAACUGUACGGCUUAUUUACAGUAUUUUUAAUUCUUAAUAAACCCUUGAGCUUUGU
Messenger RNA from Chionomys nivalis (European snow vole), 3319 nucleotides. RefSeq names its product cytoskeleton associated protein 4 (gene Ckap4). The transcript has 2 exons. Gene Ontology annotation, cellular component: rough endoplasmic reticulum. The record is from RefSeq and is a predicted model, not a curated record. NCBI's taxonomy places the organism in Eukaryota, Metazoa, Chordata, Mammalia, Rodentia, Cricetidae. The coding region runs from base 270 to 2003 and encodes 577 amino acids.